AGUCAAUCUGCAAAUGUACAUAACGUCUAUCCUGUACAUUACAUAUAUACAAUGGGCUUAAUUAUGCUGGAUAAUUACUCGGUUAAAUUAGUGCUAACGAGAGCAAAAUUUUUGCUAUUGAGAGAAAAACUUAUUGUCUAUCGUGUAAAAAAAAAUGCAGCGGCGAGGUGCUGCGAGUUCAAGACAAGUACUUUCACAUCGGUUGUUUCAAGUGCGCGCAAUGCAGCGCCAGCCUCGCUCAAGGCGGAUUUUUUGCUCGAGAAGGAUCCUAUUACUGUACAAAGGACUAUCGUGAGCGCUGGGGAACAAGAUGCGCUGGAUGCGGCGAGUACGUUGAAGGUGACGUCGUGACUGCUGGAGAGAAACACGCUUUUCAUCCGAACUGUUUUCAUUGCCAGAGGUGUAGACAACCGCUGUUAGGUCAAGGAACUAAAGUUACUCUGGUUCAAGGUCAAGCUUUGUGUCAUCGGUGCGUCAGUAUACCAGUACGAGAAGCCUCGACGCCAAUCGGCAGCAAAACUCAUGACAGCCGAUCAAAAAGUGCUAACGCCAGAGACACUGGUAAUGACGUCGGUGCUUGCGCUGGCUGCAGUGAAAAACUUCAAGAGGGACAAGCCCUCGUUGCUUUGGAUCGACAGUGGCAUUGCGCGUACUGCAGUCGUUACAUAAGCGGAAAAGUAUUGCAAGCUGGUGAAAAUCAUCACUUCCAUCCUACUUGUGCUCGCUGCACCAAGUGUGGCGAUCCUUUUGGGGAUGGUGAAGAGAUGUACUUGCAAGGAGCCGCAAUCUGGCACCCGCGGUGCGGGCCAGGGCCCACCGGGUCAAACGGAAUUGUCAAUGGACAUGGAACUAGAGAUGUUCAUACUCCUCAACACAGAGAAUCUGAGCGUAUAUCAAGUAGUGCAUCUGAGAUGCAGUUCUCAUUGAGAUCUCGCACACCAAGUCUCAACGGGUCGAUAUGCAGUCCAUACAGCAGCAUGAGUCGCAAGUAUUAUCCAGCUAGAACUGGAAGUCCUGGACUGAUAUUACGAGAAUAUGGACGUGGUAACGCCGAAGACGUUUCCAGAAUUUGCACAUAUUCUUAUUUAACAGAAGUACCAAGUCAAGGAUAUUUGAGACGUCCGAUUCAGCCUUACGAUAAGCCACCGACUACAUCGCGCUCGAUAAGAAGCAGCGGAGGUCGAAGCAGCCGUUCAGGAAUGCGAGCGUUGGUAGACGCGCUCAGUGAAACAAGACCAAAAUCUCCAGCAGCUGGUAGUCAGGUCGACAAUGACGAGCCAAUUGAGCUCGCUCAUUAUCCAGAUGCAAUGAAACGUCCGCCUGGAGCUAAACCUCCAAUAGAACGAGACGAUUUUCCAGCACCGCCGUAUCCUUAUACUGAUCCUGAAAGACGUCGACGCUGGUCUGACACUUAUAAGGGAGUUUCGGAUGAUGAAGACGACGCUACAGACGGUACCGACCGAUCAGACAGAUUAGACGGCGAGCGUAAAAAUUAUAUCAAAGAAGUUGAGCAGAAAUUAAAAAAAGAAGAAGAUGAGUUGAGUAAAAUCAACACUGGGAUUGCUAAAGUAUUUCUUCAGGACAUAGAAAAAGAUCGUGAAAAUCUUCGACAUCGCGCAGCUAAUGUCGACCCACGAAACGCUUCGAGAACUCCGUCAGCGGCUCGAGAACCGACUUACAGAUUACGAUAUGAAAGUCCUGUUGCUCCAUCAAGAAAUAUUGAUCACGCACGCCCGUGGGAAGACGAUGACGGUGUUAGUUAUAAAUCAAGCACUGCUCCAAGCUACAAUGUUGUGAGCUCCCUUCGACACAUCCCGAAGCCGGGAUACGGUCUGGCACCGCGAAGUCACACCUUCUCGUCUACUGGUGGUUCUGUAUCUGCUCUCCCUGGUGAUUAUUCAUUCAGCGGUAUGGGCGACAAAACACACAGCACUGAUUUUUCAUCUGGCAAAUCGGAUAUAUCAACAGGCAGCAUUACGGAUGUCGACAGACGAGCACUGGUAUGUACAUCAGCCCCGUACUACUCACGUCGAACAAGCAUGAAUGAUGGUGGAAUUAUCCCGUCAUCGACAACGUAUACAGGAGGAUUAGGAACAGUUGGUGGAGGCACUCACGGUCACCAUAUGCGACGCUCGCUUCCAGACAUGGGAGCUGCACCUUCAGAGCCACCAAAGCUUUACCCAUAUCACUUGCUUAUUAUUACGAAUUACAGACUGCCAGCAGAUGUCGAUCGCUGUAACCUUGAGUCGUCAAUGUAA
Molecule: messenger RNA, 2258 nt
Organism: Cotesia congregata
Lineage: Eukaryota; Metazoa; Arthropoda; Insecta; Hymenoptera; Braconidae
Source: the annotation of a GenBank genome assembly